AUGGUGGUGUGUGUUUUAGGCUAUGCGCAUGAGGUGGUCGGGAAGCUGAACUUGCAACUCUAUUACAAAGAUUUACAUAAAGACAUAAUAACAGAAAAAGUGUCAGAUAAGCCGGCAUCAAAAUCAGGUCCUCGGGGGGUACAAGUGGUGACGCCAGGGCCGGAGCACACUUUCACCCUCGAUGAGGAUGCCUUAAGCGAGCUGCUGCUCCGCGAAGACAUCCGCGACCGGCCUGUCGUAGUCAUCUCGGUCGCCGGCGCCUUCCGCAAGGGCAAGUCCUUCCUGCUCGACUUCUUUCUCAGAUACCUCUACCACAAGUAUGGCGCCGGCGGCGGAGGCGACUGGCUGGGUGCCGAGGACGAGCCGCUCCACGGCUUCAGCUGGCGCGGCGGCUCUGAACGCGAUACUACCGGCAUCCUCAUGUGGUCCGAUAUUUUCAAGGCUACGCUCCCAAAUGGAGAGAAGGUGGCGAUAGUUCUAUUGGACACGCAAGGCGCGUUCGACAGCGAGUCGACGGUGCGCGAUUGCGCCACCGUGUUUGCCCUCUCGACUAUGCUAUCUUCCGUGCAACUGUACAACCUCAGCCAGAACAUACAGGAGGACGACUUACAACACUUGCAGUUAUUCACAGAAUACGGGCGUCUGGCACUGGAGGACAGCGGGAGGACUCCAUUCCAGAGGUUGCAGUUCCUCGUCAGGGACUGGAGCUUCCCGUACGAGGCGCAGUAUGGAGCUGAUGGCGGCCAGAAAAUACUACAGAGAAGGCUCAAGGUGUCAGACAAACAACACCCCGAGCUGCAGUCUCUGCGUAAACACAUAACGUCAUGCUUCUCUGAGAUCGCAUGUUUCCUCAUGCCGCAUCCCGGACUCAAGGUCGCCACCAAUCCCAAUUUCGAUGGACGACUCUCAGACAUUGAGUCGGAAUUCAAGAGGUCCCUUCAGCAACUGGUCCCGAUGGUUCUAUCCCCACACAACCUCGUGCCGAAGCUCAUCAACGGACAGAAGGUGAAGGCCAAGGACCUCGUGCAAUAUUUCAAGUCUUACAUGAACAUUUACAAGGGCAAUGACUUGCCUGAACCCAAAAGUAUGCUCGUGGCGACGGCGGAAGCCAACAACCUGACGGCGGUGGCAGAGGCCAAAGAAGUGUACACGACACUCAUGGAGGAGGUGUGCGGCGGUGCCAAGCCCUACCUGCAGACGCAGCUGCUCGACGCGGAGCACUGCAGGAUCAGAGACAAGGCUCUACACGCCUUCCACAGCAAGCGCAAAAUGGGGGGCGAGGAAUUCAGUCAGUCGUACUGCGAACAGCUCACGCAGGACCUGGAAGAGCAGUUCCAGCAGUUCCGCGCGCACAACGAGAGCAAGAACAUCUUCAAGGCGGCGCGCACGCCGUCCGUGUUCUUCGCCAUCGCGCUGUUCUUCUACGUGCUGAGCGGCGUGUUCGGGCUGGUGGGGCUGUACCCGCUGGCCAAUCUCUGCAACCUGGCCAUGGGUCUCGCUCUCUUGACGCUGGUGCUCUGGGCGUACAUCAGGUACAGCGGCGAAAUGCGCGAGCUGGGCGUCGCCGUCGACGACACCGCUAACGUGCUUUGGGACAAUGUGAUGAAGCCCAUGUACCAGAUGUGCCUGGAGAAGGGCAUGGAGCACGCGGCGGCGGCGGCGGCCGAGCGCGCGCUGGGCCCGCCCAGCUCCAACGGCAAGCACAAGGCCUUGUGAUCCGCGCACCCCCGCCUCGCCCCGCAGCCCGCGCAGCCCCCGCAGCCCCCCUCGGCCCGGCCUUGCCACACUCUUCUCGCUUUCAAACGAGCGGUAAGUCGGCGUCGUUUUCGAUUUCGUCCUCGCGUUGUUCAACCCGACCGCUGCGCUCGGGAUCACGACGAACGUGUUCGAGGCCGCGCGCGGAACGACGACGAUUUACGGUGUGACCGACGGUCGAUUUUGUCGCCGAAAUUCUGCAAACGUUUGCGAAUCAAAAUGUUCUACACUUGUGUUCAAAAUUCAUACGUUCAAAGUAAACAUUUAAGUAACGUUCGAACUAACUUAAACCUAAUAUAUCUUCCGGUAUACGUCCCGCUGUUGAGCGUGGGUUUACAUUCAAUCUUUAUUGGUUUAUAUCAAAUUUACUGCAACUACAUGAAUGUUAUUCAAAGAAGAGAACCUUCUAUCCUUGACAGUUAUAACGACAGUGAAAAGGGUACCGUACGUCAUGUGCGAUGAUAAAAAUAGAACACAUAUCUUAUAGUAGUAAAAAUCCCGGUCCAAAAAUUCCGGCAACAAUAUGUAAAGAAUAUUUUUCAAUGUAGUAAAGAGUUGUGCGUGUGUUUGUCUGUUUAUUUGUGUGGUCACGGCUGAGUGCGGCUGUCAAUUGACAUUAACGACAGGUGAUAUGUCAAUUGACAUUUUUACUGAGUGUUCAUAAAAAUUUUAGGGGAAUUUUAACAAUAAUGAUACCUAUAAAGAUAAUGGGAAAUAGGCUAUUUUCCCUAAACUUUAGCUGCUCCGUCAAUUUGCAUAUGAAGGUGUUUUCAUUUUUGUUUGGAUUGCCAAAGUUAUAUUUAUCACAAAACUUAUUUUUAAUGGUGUUUUGUCUUAAAAUUUUGCUCAACAACUUUUGCUAAUUAGCAGAUGCACUGUUUUUAAAACUCCGUAAAUGAAAAAUGGAAACACUUCAGGCAGCAUAUUAUAGGACGUGAUUUGGCAAAAUAUGCUGCGCCCAUAUAUUUUGUGCUACAGACCAUUUAUGUUUAUAUUAUUUGAUAUAAUUGUCAUGUCGCUAUGACUAAAGAAAUUUGACAUUAAAGUCGUGUGAUUUGGAUACUUAUGAUUAUUUACUGCGUAUCGUAUCGAAGUCAAAAUCAAGUACUUGUUAAUUGUUUACUGCGUAUCACAUAAUAUUAAACUCGUGUAAUAGGGUACUUUGAAUUAUUUACUACGUAUCAAGUGAUAUUAAGAGCGGUUACACACGGAGCGGUUACUUUUGGCAGCGAUGUAAACGCGAUGCGGUGGCGAUUCGCAAACGCGAUUACGUGAACCUUUUCACACACGCGCGUUUGUAAGCAGCGAUGCAAGUGCGCAACUACAUCGAUACAAAUGCGCGAUUGCAUCACUACACUUGGGAUUUAUUGGCGAUUGCAUCGCUGCAUUUGUGACCACCACUCUAAGGUCACACAAUCGGGUACUUUUCUGCGUAUCUUGUGAUUUUAAAGUCAAGAUUUGAGUACUUUUAAUUAUUUACUGCGUAUCAGAUCAUAUUAAAGUUGUAAGAUUGUGUACCUUCAAUUAUUAUGUGAUAUGGAACUCAAGUGAUCUGAUAGCAUGAAUUAUUUACCACAUUUCACAUGACGUUAAAGUCAUACGAAUAAUCGGUCCAAAUUUUUUAUUUAAACGCGAAUGAACUUAGUACAAAGUAUAUGCGUGUGGAUGGAGUCCUCGCGUGAAUUGCUGAAAAUAUGCGAUCAAGUUUUAAAUAUAUCAUUGUUUAUGUGGGUGGAGGUAAGAUGACAUUGUACAGCUAGACAAAUUUACCGUAGCGUUAGUGUAGUAGAAUUAUUUGCUUGGAUAAUCCAACAUGGAUGACACAGAGGUAGAUUUUUAUAACAUUCAAUCAAAGAUUUGAACCUUUACCAUGUUAUGGAGUUUAAAAGUAAACUAAUACCAACAUUUAAAUAUCGCAAAAUGAUCUUGACUUCAGUGACAGAUAUUGGAGGUAAAACAAAUUGGUUACUGCUGGACAGCCUUAAUAUACCCAAGUAAAUGUAGAUGGUAUACAUAACGAAAAGGGUUACCCUGUUGGGUUAACGAAGCAAUAUAGAGAAGAAACAUUAAAUAAUCUUAAUCUUUAUUAAAAUAGCUUAACUUUCAAACUAAAAGUAUCGUGUAUAAUAAUAAAUAUACAUAAGAAAACGUAAUAUAUUUUUCAGACCCAUAUUUGAGCGUUGCACCAAAGUAGAAGAGUUAUUUUGAAUACUUGAAAGAUAUUUAUUAUAAUUUAAAACUAAUCACUUGUUGCAUUUGCACAGAAAAACGCAUCGUCUUGCUCAAUAGGUAAAAGUUGAUUAUAGUUGGAGCCUCAGUAUGUUGCUAUAUUUUAAAACCUAUAAUCCUCCCACAUCUAGAUAAUGUCUUAGGCGCCUUGUAACAGCAUAUAAUCGAUUCGCAUAUUGACAUUUUAAUGUGUGCAAUUUUCGUAACAAGUAAAGAAUUUAAAUAAUUUUAUCUGUAAAGCUAGUAUCAAAAACAGGGGCUCCUCACUUUAAACCACCACGAUGUAGCAUGUAACUCUGCUCCUAUAUUAAAUUGUAAAUAUUUCGUAAAAUGCAACAAACAUAUCUCUAAAAUAAAUCACGUAUAAAAAAUCGAAAAAAAAAUACUAAAAUGUGCCAACCGUUUGUAUAAAAUGGAAGUUACUCGGAAAUUGUUUUAAAUAAUAAUUUGGUCAACAUGGGGAGCAAUGUUUGUUCGAAAUACUUGUAUUUGUUGAUAGUUCAGAGUUUAUUGUGUUGUUUUAUUCAGGUUCUUUUCAAGAUAAGUAUCGGAUCGAUGUUUUUUUUAUUGCGUAUUGGUUUUAUCU
This is a messenger RNA of Hyposmocoma kahamanoa, 4570 nucleotides long. It is a transcript of the gene atl, whose product is annotated as atlastin. Gene Ontology annotation, biological process: endoplasmic reticulum organization; protein homooligomerization. The transcript is spliced from 12 exons. The coding region runs from base 1 to 1716 and encodes 571 amino acids. The record is from RefSeq and is a predicted model, not a curated record. Gene Ontology annotation, molecular function: GTP binding; GTPase activity. NCBI's taxonomy places the organism in Eukaryota, Metazoa, Arthropoda, Insecta, Lepidoptera, Cosmopterigidae.